Molecule: messenger RNA, 2948 nt
Organism: Pelodiscus sinensis (Chinese soft-shelled turtle)
Lineage: Eukaryota; Metazoa; Chordata; Testudines; Trionychidae
Gene: ATP6V0D2
Product: ATPase H+ transporting V0 subunit d2
Biological process (GO): proton transmembrane transport
Cellular component (GO): proton-transporting V-type ATPase, V0 domain
Molecular function (GO): proton-transporting ATPase activity, rotational mechanism
Source: RefSeq, a predicted model, not a curated record
CCCACAGCAGGUCCAGUCUUUGAUUCUGACAGAAAGGACAAAUUUGUUAUCUGGCUGAUUAGCUGGUAUUUUGUAAGCAUCAAGCAAAGUGCAGCCAAACUCUGCUGGGAGCAAUAAACAGGAAGAAACAAGCCAGUAAAACCCAACCACAAGCUGACUGGAAAUUAGUGACUACUGGUCAUCACUGUCAAAAGAGAAGCACAAGACUCAAUGCUGUCACUUCUACAGAACAGCACAGAAAUUAAACCCUCUUGUUCUCCAUGCCAGGGUACUCAGAGUUUUACUUCAAUGUGGACCAUGGCUACCUGGAGGGGCUGGUCCGAGGUUUUAAAUCUGGGAUCUUGACGAAUGCAGACUACAUCAACCUAGUGCAAUGUGAAACACUGGAAGACUUGAAGUUACAUCUACAGACCACAGACUACGGCAAUUUCUUGGCCAAUGAAACUGGCCCUCUCACCGUUUCCACCAUUGAUGAUAAACUGAAAGCCAAAUUACUCACAGAAUUUCACUACUUUAGAAACCAUGCCUUUGAACCCCUUGCCACAUUUCUGAACUUCAUCACAUACAGCUAUAUGAUUGACAACGUGAUUCUGUUGAUAACUGGUACACUGCAUCAGAGACCCAUAGCUGAACUUGUUCCCAAGUGCCAUCCAUUGGGUAGUUUUGAGCAAAUGGAAGCAGUCAGCAUUGCCCCAAACCCUGCUUAACUAUUCAAUGCAAUUUUGGUUGACACACCAUUAGCACCUUUCUUUCAAGACUGCUUGUCUGAAAAUGAUUUGGAUGAAAUGAACAUUGAAAUAAUGCGCAACAAGCUAUACAAGUCUUAUCUCGAGGCUUUCUAUAAGUUCUGUGAAAAACAAGGAGGUACCACAGCAGAAAUAAUGUGCCCUGUUCUUGAGUUUGAAGCAGACAGACGUGCCUUUAUCAUCACCAUUAAUUCAUUUGGCACAGAGCUGAGUAAGGACGACAGAGAGAAACUAUAUCCAACUUGUGGAAAACUUUAUCCAGAAGGCUUACACCUGCUGGCUAAUGCAGACGACUAUGAACAAGUGAAGUGUGUGGCAGAUUACUAUGCGGAGUACAAAGCUUUGUUUGAAGAGGUAGGAAGUGGUACUGGCGAAAAGACAUUGGAAGAUGCGUUUUUCGAAUAUGAGGUAAAAAUGAAUGUGCUUGCAUUUAAUAAUCAGUUCCAUUUUGGAGUGUUCUACGCUUAUAUAAAGCUGAAGGAACAAGAAAGCAGGAAUAUUGUCUGGAUUGCAGAAUGCAUUUCCCAGAGACAUAGAACCAAAAUUAACAACUACAUUCCUAUUUUCUAAUUCAGAUAAUUUAUAAUGUUAAGGUACAUAAACAGAAACAAUUUGUGAAUAUAAAGAAAAGCAAAAGAUUAAAGAUUUUUACCCAUUUUUUAAAUAAUGUUUUAAUUGUCAAUUGUCUGUUUAGCACAAUGGAAGCAGAACAAUAGAAGAUAAUAGAAACAAGUAUUUUUCCUUUUAUCAGAUAUUUAAUUAUUUGUAGCUGUUGUGCCCCGCAAAUGUGCCCAUGUUAAUUUAGUUGGUCAAUAAAAAUUGACUAUAAUUGUCUGUUUAUUCUUUGGCUCCCACACAAAUAUAAGUGUAAUUUCUAUGUUUUGCACUAGUAGUUUUUGGAAAUCUCAUCACAGCAUUUACUUUGGAAGACCAGCAGUUUUCCCAAAAGACAUGGUUUAGUGCAUGACAACAGAACUACCAUUUCAAUCUAGACCAUAGUUAAAUGAAAAUUAAGGGUUUUUUCAUGUUGCUGUUCCUUCAAGGCUUGCCUUACAAGGGAUUCUGAGGGAUUAACUGGGGGAAGAGUGAGACAGACAAAAUUUGUGACAACCCUCUUGCUACUCUUCUGCCAUUUUCUUUCAUCUAUGACGUGUGCACUAAACUUCAAGUCCCAGAAUCAUGGAACAAGUGGUGUGUAAAGGUCAAAAGACUGUAAUCAUGGGGGGCACUCAUAUACCAUUUGUUAGGUACUAUACAAGAAUCAAGAUGAUUAUAUCCAUUCAAACUUUAGAGGAAAAAAGACAAAUUCAUUGGAAAGCUGCAACUUAGAUAAACAUCUGUUAAAUUCCAAAGUAACUGAGAAGUUAAAUACCAGAAUUUCUCAUGCUGUUUUGGAUACUUAUGACUCAUAUAGAAAAGUAAAGAUGUUAAUGUACUGCAUGAAUCCUAGGACAGAAGAAUACUACAAUUUUAAAUUAUUUUGUAAUAAUAUGAGCUGACAGUUUUCUAUAGGAACAUAUUAGGAAUUUAUUAAAAGCUGAUGAUUAAUGAGGAAAAAUGAGUCACUUUUUAAAAUAAAUUCUCUGGGUCUAUUUGGUAUCUCUGAUCCACCCUAUCUGGUACAAAUUAUCAGAAAACAAAUUACUACUACUAUAAAAAGACAAUAUGCUGACAUAUAAAGGGUUUGCAGUAUUCCAUUUUUGGUAUAUGUAAUUGCCUGCUUACAUUAUUAUUUUCGCUAUGUUUUCCUAAUUUAUAUUUCCUAUGUUACUCCAUGACCAAAACUUCUUAGUCUGCAGCUACAUUAUAUAUAGGAAGAAAGAAGACUAAAAUGUCUUUUAAAGUCUUGCAAUACUCUUUUGCUAAUAGGAAUUAAGGAGCUUAUUUACAGUCUUAUGAAGAAUGAAAAACGUAGAGGACAGAAUUAACAGGUUCAUCACACAGGAACUAAAAGUAAAUGAGUCUGCACUAAUAAUCAAAUCCUCCCUACUUGUACAAACUGAGUGAACAGUCUUUGUGACAAAGUUUCUCUGAGAAACUUGGAGUGGAAAGUAUUUCAGGGCAUUAGAUGCCAAUUGAGGCAGUGGUCAACUGCUAGGUCAGUCUAUGGAUAGAUGCAGUGGUAUUAACUUAUGUAUUUAAUUAUUUUUUGUGUUAAAAUAAUAACAGCUGUUGAAUAUUGCUUCCAUGAGUAGCUUUGUA